This is a messenger RNA of Chinchilla lanigera (long-tailed chinchilla), 4913 nucleotides long. It is a transcript of the gene Tmem131l, whose product is annotated as KIAA0922 ortholog. Lineage: Eukaryota; Metazoa; Chordata; Mammalia; Rodentia; Chinchillidae. The record is from RefSeq and is a predicted model, not a curated record. The annotation marks the transcript as partial. Gene Ontology annotation, cellular component: membrane. The transcript has 34 exons.
GGCGCGGCGGGGCGCGGGGCGGGAGCGGUGCCCUCCGUGCUUUACGAACGCGCUGUUUCUGCUGUCGGUGCAGCGAUCGAGCCCCUGCCGAACGUGGUGGAGCUGUGGCAGGCGGAGGAAGGGGAGCUCCUGCUGCCCACUCAGGGUGAUUCUGAAGAGGAUGUGGAGGAGUUUUCUCAAGAACAGAGCUUCUCAGACAAACAUUUUAGUGGAAAAGGCUUACAUUUUCAGCCAUCAGUUCUAGAUUUUGGAAUACAGCUCCUGGGACAUCCCGCAGCAGAGAUUCUUUAUGCUCACAACCCUAGUAGGGAUAGUGAAGUUGUGGUGAACUCAGUGUUUACAGCUGCUAGACAUUUUCAUGUGCCUCCUGUUCACUGCAGGGUAAUUCCAGCAAUGGGGAAAACUUCCUUUAGAAUUAUUUUCUUACCUACUGAAGAAGGAAGCAUUGAAAGUUCUUUAUUUAUUAAUACUUCUUCAUAUGGAAUCCUUUCCUAUCAUGUGUCUGGAGUUGGCACUCGCAGGAUCUCUACAGAAGGCUCUGCAGAGCAGCUGCCAGAUGCUUAUUUUCUGCUUCCGCAAGUCCAGAGCAUUCAGCUUUCACAAACACAGGCAGAAACCACUAAUACCAGCCUCUUGCAGGUGCAUCUGGAGUGCAGUUUACAUAAUAAAGUGUGUCAGCAAUUAAAGAGUUGUUACCUGGAAUCUGAUGAUGUUUUACACUUACAAAUGAGCAUAAUUGUAACAAUGGAAAACUCCUCAAAAGAAUUUGAAGAAAACACUCAAGAUUUGUUAGAUCAUCUCUCUAUUGUUUAUGUAGCAACAGACAAAUCUGAAACCUCAGAUGAUUCGGCAGUGAAUAUGUAUGUAUUACAUUCAGGAAACAGCCUUAUAUGGAUACAGGAUGUCCAUCACAUCUCACAAAGGGAUGCUCUGUCUCUGCAGUUUAAACCAGUACUACUACCUACUUCUGCAACUAACUUCACCAAAAUUGCCUCUUUUACUUGCAAAGCAGCUACAACAUGUGACAGUGGAAUUAUAGAAGACGUGAAGAAAACAAAAAACACUCCAACACUAAAAGCAUGCCUCUCGUCCCCAGUGGUGCACGGGUAUUUCAGAGUGGACUCCUCUGCAGCCCGGUUUCAUAUAGAGAGUCAUGAGAACAUGUCAGGAGUGUGGUCCAUAUGGUGUCUCAACCAUUUUGACCGAGGCAUUGUGUUAAAGGAUGUGUUUGUUUCCAAGGAAACCAAGCACAUUUUCAAGAUUCUGAAUUUCACUGGCCCUUUAUUUCUACCUCCAGGCUGUUGGAAUAUAUUUUCUUUGAAACUUGCUGUUAAAGACAUUGCCAUAAAUCUAUUCACCAAUGUAUUUUUGACUACAAACAUAGGUGCCAUUUUUGCAAUACCUCUACAGAUUUUCUCAGCACCAACCAAGGAAGGGAGUCUGGGUUUUGAAGUGAUAGCACAUUGUGGCAUGCAUUAUUUCAUGGGAAAAUCAAAAGCGGAGAAACCUAACUGGGAUGGGAGCCUUUCUCUGGAUCUGUCUACCUGGGAUAUGGAUUCGGAACUUGCAAAUAAAUUGUAUGAAAGCUGGAAGAAAUAUAAAAAUGGUGAUGUCUGUAGGAGGAAUGUUUUAGGAAUGACUCAGUUUGCCCACUUCCAAAAAUCCAAGGAGUUGGAACCCUUUCCUUUCUUUUUGCCUCGUUUGGUCACAGAGCCUGGCCUUGUGUUGAACUUCAGUGCGACUGCCCUUCGGAACAGUGUGGUGAAGUACUUCAUGGUGAGGAACCCGUCCUCCCUGCCAGUGUCCUUGCAGCUGCUGCCUCUCUCCUUGUACCCCAAGCCGGAAGCCGCAGUGCGUCUGCUGCACAGAUGGUUUGGCACUGAUACUCGGAUGAUUAACUUUACAACCAGUGAAUUCCAGCUCACCAGAACGUGCCCUUACCGGGGAAUGCACUCUGAGGAGUCUGGGUUUGCCACCCUCCACUUGGAUUUGCAGCCUCUGGAAAUGAAAAGGGUUGGUGUGGUUUUCACACCAGUGGACUAUGGAAAAGUUACCUCACUCAUACUAAUCCGGAACAACUUGACAGUUAUCGAUGUGGUUGGUGUGGAAGGACUUGGCGCGAGAGAGCUGCUGAAAGUGGGCGGACGACUUCCUGGCACAGGGGGGUCACUCCGCUUUAAGGUGCCCGAGUCCACGCUGAUGGACUGCCGCCGACAACUGAAAGACAGCAAGCAAAUUUUAUCUAUUACAAAGAACUUUAAAGUAGAGAAUAUCGGACCUCUUCCUGUAACGGUGUCAUCACUGAAAAUCAAUGGCUAUAACUGCCAAGGUUACGGAUUUGAAGUGCUGGAUUGUCAUCAAUUUUCCUUGAACCCAAAUACAUCCCGGGAUAUCAGCAUUGUGUUUACUCCUGACUUUACCUCCUCCUGGGUCAUUCGGGAGCUAAUGCUGGUGACUGCGGCAGACCUGGAAUUCCGCUUCACCCUCAACGUGACCCUCCCGCACCACCUGCUGCCCUUGUGUGCCGACGUGGUUCCUGGGCCCAGCUGGGAGGAGUCAUUUUGGAGGCUCACAGUCGUCUUUGUCAGUUUGUCCCUGUUAGGUGUGAUUUUGAUAGCUUUCCAGCAAGCACAGUACAUUCUUAUAGAAUUCAUGAAAGCAAGGCAGAGGCAAAAUGCUAGCUCUUCCUCACAGCACAAUGGUCCGGUGGACGUCAUCAGCUCCCAUUCUCACAAAAGUAAUUGCAAGAACUUUCUUGACACAUACGGCCCCUCUGAUAAGGGCAGGAGCAAAAGCUGCCUUCCGGUGAGCACGCCUCAGAGCAGGACGCAGAACGCUGCCAAGAGGAGCCCAGCCACCCACGGCCAUUCUCAGAAGAAGCAUAAGUGCUCGGUCUACUACGGUAAACACAAAGCCAGCGUGUCUGCAGCCAGCAGUACCAGCACUGCCCCUGAGGAGAAGCAGACGCUGACCUCGGGCAGCCCCCUGUCUGCUGCGAAAGAAGACGUUGGCACCGAUGUUGUGGGCGAGAGCUGGGUCAGCCUCAAAUACGCAAGUGGCAUGAAUGUCAAUCUGCAGAAGAACUUAACUCUCCCCAAAAACUUACUGAAUAAAGACGAAAACACACUGAAAAACACAGUUGCUGUCAAUAGCACUUCAGAAUGCAGUCUGAAGGAUGGAGUACAGACAUGUAUGUUUCCUAAGGAAACUGACAUUAAAAUUUCACAAAACAUAGCUGAGCUCAAGCAACCAGAGUUCUGCCCACUGAAGACUUCUAAGAAACUACCUGAAAAUCCUUUGGCAAGAAACUCAGAUCAGUUCCAACAGUCAGACUUGCCAGAAGUUUCCAGGAAACAUAGUGGAAAUAACCAGCAAGUGCCUGUCAAGAAUGAAGUAGACAGUUGUGAAACUUUGAAAAAGGUUGACACAAAGUCUUCUUCAGAAAAGAAGAUUCACAAAGCAUCUAAAGAAGACAUAUGUUCUGAGAAACAGGACAUAUCUUCAGUGGAGCAAGAAGAUCUUUACAGGAAGAAGAAGCCUCAGGAGAAAAGGGAAGGAAAUGUACAAAAUCUAAAUUGGAAUAAAAAUCGAACAUGUAGAAAAAACAAGAAAAGAGGCAUUGCUCAGGCAUUGUCAAGGUCUUCUGAACAGAGUGAACUAAAGCUUGUGUGCAGUGACUUUGAGAGGUCUGAGCUGAGAGGAGACAUCGAUGUGAGAAGCUGGUGUAUGCAGGAAAACACUGGGGAGAUUUGUAAAGCAGAUUUAGUGACCGCAAACAGCUCACUCGAUGCAGAGAGAGAGGCAGAGGGUUACCACCAGAAGCCUGAGAAGCAAUGUGCAGACAAGUUUUACUCUGAUACCAGCUCGGACUAUGGGAGCUCCUCGUGCAGUGUGCGUGCCAGCCGGGGCAGCUGGGGCAGUUGGAGCAGCAGCGGCAGUUCUGACAGUGACCGGAAGCCCGCAGUGGACUCGCAGCUCUUCCUGCUGUCCAGAGACAGUGUUUCCCAAAAUGAUUUUCCUUCUGGAACUCCUCUCUCCCUGAGCCUUUCUCAUCACAUCUGCAACCCCACAGACGUGAUUCACCUCCCGCCAUAUGCAGAGCCUUCCUGCCCCAGCCUUCCCGCUGAGCCCACAGGUGUCAAGGAAGAGAAAGGUCUGUACCCACCUGGAGACCUGUGGCCGCCCCAGCCAAUGUGUGUGACGAGCAGCGUGAGCUGCGCCUUGGAGAACAGUGUGCCUGGCAUGAUUCAGGAGCCUGCCCCGGUCCCGAACAGCAGUUUCGUUGAUUGGAGUGCAGCUUGCGAAGGCCAGUUUCCCAGUGUGUACUGCCCGCUGGAACUGAGCGACUACAAUGCCUUUCCAGAAGAAAAUAUGAAUUACACCAAUGGGUUCCCCUGUCCUGCAGUUCGGACCGACUUUAUCGAUCACAACUCUCCGUCUACCUGGAACACAGAACCCAACGUGCCGGCUGCCUGGGAACACGCCGGCCUCGUCAGCUCGCCGCCCUACCUCAGCAGCACCCGAAGCUUGUCUCCAAUGUCUGGACUUUUUGGUUCCAUCUGGGCCCCGCAAAACGACAUGUAUGAGAAUUGCUGCCCCGUCAGUCGCAGCACGGAACAUGCGGCCCACAUGGAGAACCAGGCGGUCCUGUGCAAGGAAUACUACCCCGGCUUCAACCCCUUUCGUGCCUACAUGAACCUGGACAUAUGGACUAGCACGGCAAAUCGCAGUGCAAACUUCCCAUUGUCCAGAGACCCGAGCUACUGUGGGAACCUGUGAAGGAAUUGAGUUUUAAACAGUGUGAGUAAAGAGGUUUGUGUUUUGGUUUCUAGCGUAAACUGGUUGUUGAGAUAGAUUAUGAUGUUGGCGGAUAUUUUGGCACUUUUAUAUGAAAAUAAAUUUUUUUAAUGAAA